Molecule: messenger RNA, 378 nt
Organism: Paraglomus occultum
Lineage: Eukaryota; Fungi; Glomeromycota; Glomeromycetes; Paraglomerales; Paraglomeraceae
Source: the annotation of a GenBank genome assembly
CUAUCGUAACUAAAAUCGUUGAAAAGUAUAAUCUCAGCCCCGAGAUGAGUGUGAUCGAUCUCAGUCAAUACACCUCAGAGUUUCUCGAAAAUCUUACUGAUGAUAGAAAAAGAAAUCAGGCACGCAGACGCCUUCGAGACGGUUUUAAAUUUAGUGAUGAUCAGAAAAAUGUCCAACCCGAAACCACGCACGAAGUGCCCUGUUCCACAGUAAAUACUGUUAUUUCUAAGAGACAAAGUCUCCUUUCUUCGAAAGAUCGGGUCCCACGAGAAACAAUUGGAGAGAUGGCACAUCGACUUUUGCGGGAUAAGCUUAGUAUUCGGGAUAUAAGAGCUGAAGCUUAUGCCUUAGCCCUAUCAGCAAAAAAUGCUAAUGCUG